Molecule: messenger RNA, 4094 nt
Organism: Myxocyprinus asiaticus (Chinese sucker)
Lineage: Eukaryota; Metazoa; Chordata; Actinopteri; Cypriniformes; Catostomidae
Gene: lhx2b
Product: LIM homeobox 2b
Exons: 5
Coding region: 535-1836 (433 amino acids)
Biological process (GO): regulation of transcription by RNA polymerase II; neuron differentiation
Cellular component (GO): nucleus
Molecular function (GO): RNA polymerase II transcription regulatory region sequence-specific DNA binding; DNA-binding transcription factor activity, RNA polymerase II-specific
Source: RefSeq, a predicted model, not a curated record
GUUGGACAGUUUUGUGUGUGUGUGUGUGUGUGUGUGUGCGUGCGUGUGCGUGUGUGUGUGUGUGUGAUGACAAACUGCCUUGGAGGAGGUGAAGAGACGAGAUCGAAGAUAUGACCACUUGCAGAAUCUGAAUCGUCAUUGUGGUCGUUCUUCCCAGGCAUUUGGGGAUUAUAUAUAUAUAUAUAUUUUUUCCUUCGGCGAUGCAACACCGGAUUUUGUGUUUAGACUGGCAGCAGUCAUGUUUCAAGACUGAUUUCUGAAGAGACAAGAAGACAAAACAGCAUUGACAAAUGCAUGUGCAAAAUGUGGUAACUGAAAGUUACUCACGAAGAAAUAGGAGGGUCCAGUGGCACACAUGUAGAGCUGGUAUGUCCUCAAAGCUCGGGAAUGCUCACAUAGGCUGUACCAAUCUAUCUGUACUGGGUGCAUGAUUUGCGGUGUGAGAAAUUGAUGCGUUUCAAAAGAGUCUAUACAGUUGUUCUGAUAAACGAAUAACGACUAGAGGACUCAGAUUCUCCAAACGGGAAAUCUUUAAUGAGAGAGCGAGGUCAUAUGAACUGCACAGGGCUAGAAGUGCGUCUCACGGAGAUCCUGGGUUGCAGAUCUGACGGAAACACGUGCUAUUCGCUCUCAUCUGCGGCGACGAUGCUUUUCCACGGUCUGCCUGGAGGCGAGAUGCAUGGUGUUAUGGAAGAAAUGGAGCGGAGAGGAAAGAGCGAUUCGGCGACUAUCAGCUCGGCCAUAGAUAUGGGGGAAACAGAGACGAACAUGCCUUCCAUCAGCGGGGACCGGGUGGCUCUAUGUGCGGGCUGCGGAGGGAAGAUCUCCGAUCGGUAUUACCUGCUCGCCGUGGACAAGCAGUGGCACAUGCGCUGUCUGAAGUGCUGCGAGUGUAAACUCAACCUGGAGUCUGAGCUCACCUGCUUCAGCAAAGACGGAAGCAUCUACUGUAAAGAGGACUAUUACAGAAGGUUUUCGGUGCAGAGAUGUGCCCGGUGCCACCUCGGGAUCUCGGCCUCGGAAAUGGUCAUGAGGGCCAGGGAUUUGGUGUACCACUUGAACUGUUUCACCUGCACGACUUGCAACAAAAUGCUGACGACUGGGGACCACUUCGGCAUGAAAGACAGUCUUGUGUACUGCAGGCUACACUUUGAAACGCUCAUCCAGGGAGACUUCCCCACGCAUUUCAAUCACACGGAUGUAGCGCCUAAUAAAGGACUGGGCACCACGGGCCCUCUAGGACUGUCUUAUUAUAACGGCGUGAACACAGUGCAGAAGGGCCGGCCCCGAAAGAGGAAGAGCCCGGGGCCCGGAGCGGACUUAGCGGCGUACAAUGCAGCUUUGAGUUGCAAUGAAAAUGAUGGCGAUCCAAUGGACAGAGACUCUCAGUACAGUACCAGCCAGAAGACAAAGCGCAUGAGAACGUCUUUUAAACACCAUCAGCUGAGGACCAUGAAGUCGUAUUUUGCCAUCAAUCACAAUCCUGACGCCAAGGAUCUGAAACAGCUGGCCCAGAAAACAGGUCUCACCAAGCGAGUACUACAGGUCUGGUUCCAGAAUGCUCGGGCCAAGUUCCGACGGAACCUCUUGCGUCAGGAGAACACAGGCAUCGAUAAGGCGUCCGAUGGGUCGACCCUACCUGGAGGAACGCCUUCUGGACCUGCCUCAGAGAUUUCCAAUGCCUCAAUGAGCCCCUCCAGCACCCCAACCACCCUCACAGACCUGACGAACCCCACCAUGCCCACUGUCACCUCCGUACUGACCUCUGUGCCAGGCAGCCUGGACGUUCACGAAUGCCGGAGUCCCUCGCAGAGCACCUUGACAAGCCUCUUCUGAUGCACAGAUUAAAGAACGUUGACGUGUCACUUCUGUCUGCUUCUACUGAAGUCCAGUCAUGGAUACGGCCCUCAUAGGUUCCUAAUUUACAAUGGACCAAUUCAAAUUCUAAAAUUCAUGUUGAAACACCCACCAAAAUCAGAAAUGCAGCAUUACUUUAGCACUGGCACCAGUAAAGCAAAGUUCCAUUGCUUCAUGUAGUUACGACACAAUCAAUCGAAUGAUUUAUGAAUAUAAACAACUUACUGUCAAACCUCUAUCAGAUAUCAACACCGAUCUACCUGGGACUCUUUUGUAUAGGCCAGGAACUUUACAACUGUGCCCAAUCCAAUUCAAAAGACUUUACUGGGACUAUGAAUGGGGAAAAACAACUCAAACUUAACCAGAAAACUCUUCUUUGGCCACUUAGCCACUUUAGAGUAUUGCAUCUUGGGGUAUAUUCAAGUCUCACUGAAAGAUGUGUUGAUAUUUUUAGUUUAAAGUCUUUGGAGCGUCUGAGGAGACUUGAUUUGCAUUAAAAUUUUCACAUUUUCACCAGUUUUCCCCAGCCACGUUUACAGUGAGAGACUGAUGUCGCAGCUUAUGGGACUUCAUUGGUUUGUCACCCUCUUAUUUAUAUUCAUGCACAGGGGUCAGUGUGAGGAAACUUGGAUUAUAAUGUGAAUAAUUACACAAGAUGACAAGUGUAAACAGCAAAACUAAGCCUGACUGUCACGUGCCUUAUCCUGCAGUGUAGUCACUGAAGCCCCUUUAGCAUUGCUUUACGAAUGACAUCGAAAAAUGUGUAUUUUAAUUUGUUGGAUAAAAUGGUUGAGUAAUUCUGCUUAGAUGAACACACGUAUGAAGUGCUGAUCUUUCUUAAAAGUCCACAUGCUCUCGUUCCAACAUAUUACCUCACUCAGAAAUCACUGGAUAUGAUAGCAGUACACAUGAAACAGGUUUCAAGACGACAAAAUGCACUGGGAGAGAAAAGCCAGUGGAGAGACUUGCUCUAGUUUCUAAAAAGAACAUCCUUGAUCGGAAUAGCAUCAUGAAAUGGAUCUUACAUCAAACACACACUGAUAUAUGAAACGAAACAUUCUCACAUUCUCAUCCAGUUAGGUGAUGUUUUUUUUUUUUUUUUAACCAUUAAGAUGUGACAGUGUUGGAGACAGGGUAAAUGUUUCCAUGGUAACCAGAGGCUGCUUGUUGAAAAUGCUGUACAGUUUUGACAGAUUACUGAGAAAUUUCGAGUCCACCCCCUGCAGUAUCCCUCUUUGAUGUAAAUCUUCAUUUCUGUAAAAAAUAUAAAAAAUUAAUCACAGUGUUUUUUUUGUUUUGUUGUUGUUGUUGUUUUUUGUUUUUUUUUGUUUUUUGUCGUCCUCAUUAUUUCACCAGUUUCAAAUAAUUCUGCAUAACCAUGGGAACUGCAAUGCACAUAAUAAAACAAAAAUCCAGGGCUCAAAAGAGAAUCCAAUCUAAAUGAAAAUGAAUACAUUGAUAAUUCGUUAAAUUGAUUUCAACACAAGUUAGAUAUAUUCACGUCAAAGAAUAAUUAAUGGCAUAUUUACACAGUCAUAUCACAAACAGAAAUGAAACAAAAAAGUGGCUGAUUUACACAUACAUUUAACAUUAUUUAAAAUAAUAAGCAUUUCUCAUUUCUUUUAUAAAAGCAUGUGAAACUGUAUUUGGAAGCACCGCUAUGGAGAACAACAUCCAUUUUUUGGAGUUUGCAAUUUUGGGUGAUUCUAAGUAAUCUCAGAUUAAGGCAAAUUCAUCCUAUUUCUUAUGAGAGGGUGCAUAUUUUUUUUUGUUUUUGCAUGCAUAAUGUUCCCAAAAAUAUGAUUUUCUUUCUAAGCAAAGAAUUGGUUAAGUAUUUGGUAGUUUUGUGGCUGGUUUGAUCAGAGGGAAAUUUCACUUAAACCUCCUGAGACCCGAGCGUGACUGCUGUGUGCAUUUUCCAUUUCCCUUUUUGAAUUGCAACUAGUAGCACCAAAUAAAAAAGCAGAAAAAUAAAUAACCCAUUUCUAGAGCAAAUAGUUUUCCUAUAAAUUUAGGAAAUUUAUAUGUCCACAUAUGUGGACAGCGGGACUAAGUUGUGACAUUUUAAGUUAUAUCAAACUAUAGAAAGUCAAAUGUUUUUCAUCAAAUUGUUCAUUCUGUGUCCAGGAGUGUUGGUUAUUCAUGUUGUUGAGACGUUACAGACAUUACAGCUGAUUUUCUGUAAAGUUGAAUAAAUAAUUCUGAUUAAAAGUAAUGGCCAUCAUCAUCCAAUCACU